Messenger RNA from Momordica charantia (bitter melon), 2804 nucleotides. RefSeq names its product Duplicated homeodomain-like superfamily protein (gene FLP). Gene Ontology annotation, biological process: regulation of DNA-templated transcription. The record is from RefSeq and is a predicted model, not a curated record. Gene Ontology annotation, molecular function: DNA-binding transcription factor activity, RNA polymerase II-specific; RNA polymerase II cis-regulatory region sequence-specific DNA binding. Gene Ontology annotation, cellular component: nucleus. NCBI's taxonomy places the organism in Eukaryota, Viridiplantae, Streptophyta, Magnoliopsida, Cucurbitales, Cucurbitaceae.
GUGGGCUUAGUCGACUCCACCAUCCUCAUCCCCACAUGGAAUUCAGCGUUCUUUUUCAAACUUCCCUUCAUACCCGCGCACUCACCAACAGUCCGUUGUUUCUUUUCUGUUCUGUGACACUAAUUUCCAUUUUCAUUUUCAAUCUGUAUACGCCACAGAGAGAGAAUGAUUUUUAAACCAAUCUUGAAUCUUCUUCUACUUGUAGAGAGAGAGAGACACAGAUCGCCCUCUCACUCACAGUGAAGGGCUCUACUUCUAGCUAAUUCCGAAUAUACUGAAGAAUCCCCAUUUCCAAAUACAUGUGUUUUAUUUCUUCGAUUCGUAGAUCUACCUUCCUCUGCUUAAUCAUUAUCUCUUUUAGAUAAGAACACCGUUUCUCGGAUUUCGAAAAAGAAGAUUGAUUACAUCGGUUGUUUGGCUUGGCUUGGUUUUUAUCGGUGAUACAAUCACGGACGGUGAUUGUUUCAGGCUCCUCAAUUCGAAGUUGUUCUCAUUGGGAGGGAUCGGAUUGGAUUGGAUUCAUGAUUUCUUCUCUCUGUUCCUUUGCCUCGGAAUCCAUGGAGGUUUUGUUUGUCUGAACGCGGACACUAGCUAUAUGGUGAAGGAAUUAAAGUGGUGAGUGGGGAAAAAGGUCAGAAUCCGAGGCAAUUUCGAUAUUGUAUAGGGCUUGAUUUAGAGCUUUCUGGAUCAUCUUUCGACUUGAAAUUGCUGUUCCGUUUUGAACUCAACAGUGUCCUCUAUCCGUAAAGAUUAAAGGAAAGGGGAGGGGAGAAGUUUUCCUUUUUUGGGGACUUUGCAGUUUCGUAUCCCCCUUUUUUUAUAUGCCAUAGAAAGGCUUGCCUUUAGCAUGCAACUYGGGUUCAAUAAAGGGGAGGAGCGCCCUAAGAGACACAGUUGAUUGUAAUUUAAUAAACCAAAUGCAGGACACCAAGAAGAAGCUCGCCACCGAUGAUUCCAAGAAGAAGGAACGACACAUCGUUUCCUGGACUCAACAGGAGGAUGAUAUUCUCCGGGAGCAGAUUAGCCUACACGGAACAGAAAAUUGGGCAAUCAUUGCAUCGAAGUUCAAGGAUAAAACAACAAGACAGUGCAGAAGAAGAUGGUACACAUACUUGAAUUCUGAUUUUAAGAAAGGGGGAUGGUCUCCGGAAGAGGAUUUACUUCUAUGCGAGGCGCAGAAAAUAUUUGGAAACAGAUGGACGGAGAUAGCAAAGGUGGUGUCAGGCAGAACGGACAAUGCAGUGAAAAACCGGUUUACCACCCUGUGUAAAAAGAGAGCCAAAUAUGAAGCAUUAGCAAAAGAGAACUCAAGUUCAUUCAUCAACUACAGCAAGAAAAGGGUCCUAUUUCAAAAUGGGAGUAAUAGUGUUUCGUCAGAAACUCCUCAACUGGUUAAGAGAAUGAGGAGAGCACACAUAUCUGAUACUACAGAAGGUUGCUCACUUGAAGAUGGAUCAAAAAAGCCAUGUAUGGAUCAUCAGCUGAGAGCCCCAUUUGCAGUACUGGUUGAGAAUGUCCAUAGUGUYGACAAUUUGGCAGCUCAACUUCCCCUGAACAAUGCCAAUGAAGGUCUCAGUACUACUGCUCAAGGUAACAAGAGUGAAGGAACCUUCAUCAAGAAGGAUGAUCCAAAGGUAACUGCUUUAACACAACAAGCAGAGUUACUCAGUUCACUUGCACUGAAGGUUAACACAGAGAAUACAGACCAGAGUCUUGAAAAUGCUUGGAAGAUUCUCCAAGAUUUCCUCAGUCGAAGCAAAGGAAAUGACAUACCCAAAUAUAUAACUCCGGAUAUUGAAUUUCAAGUGGAAAACAUUAAAGAGUCAGUGGAGGAUUUAAGGAGUAGCAAUGAUGGCAGCCAAUGGAGACAACCUAGUCUCCAUGAGUCUCCUGGCAGUUCAGAAUACAGUACUGGAUCAACACUAGUAUCCCAAACAGCAGAGGAGAAAAUAGGUCAAAGUCAAUCUGAGAUAGGGACUCAUCAUCAGGAAGCUAAAUUUGAAUCUGGGUCAACUUGCACUGGAGAGCAAAAUGAUUUUGGUGAAUCUGAGAAAGAAAUUCCCAAGAAAACCCUGGAGCGAGCAGAGGCCUUCAAGUGUUGCAAUGAACGAAAGAAUGAUACCAUUGCCUCUUCAUUUUCAAGCUCAGAAUUUAGCUCCCCCAUGAAUGUAAUUCCACUUUUUAGAUCCUUGGCAGCAGGAAUUCCUAGCCCACAAUUCUCUGAAAGUGAAAGGAGUUUUCUUCUUAGAACACUGGGAGUGGAGUCACCUUCCCUUAACCCUAGUGCUAAUCCUUCACAACCACCACCCUGCAAAAGAGCCCUUCUCCAAAGUCUAUAAAACCUCUCUAAUCAUCCCACAUACAGAGUCUGCGUUAUCUAGGUCCAAAAUUCAGUUUUUUUUUUCUUUGAAUUAAAUUUCAUUGGUUUGCAGCCAUUCCGGCCUAAAAUUUUUCAUAGUGGCAUGUUGAUAUCUGCAUUCCAUGACUCGUGUCUAGAAUGUUAUGGCGCAUUCAGACACAUGGGGACACAAAUAACCGCGUGUUCCACAUUCUUUUUUUCUUUUCUUUCCCUAGGUGGGGUUUCUCUAAUAGUAACAUCCAAACCAGUGUGCUUGGUGUGUCAUUUUUUCACCUUUUCAGUUCCUUGCAAUGUGAUUUUUGGUGUCCCAGUUUUUGUAGCUUGAUUUCCCACAUGUACAUAACUUCUAGAUACAUCCGUAGACAUUCAGAAAGUAAGCAUGCUUUGGCCGCUUGCUUACAGCCCUCCAACAAAAAGUGAACGAGGGAAGCAGAAAGCAAAAAGA